This is a messenger RNA of Pelagomonas calceolata, 1009 nucleotides long. Lineage: Eukaryota; Pelagophyceae; Pelagomonadales; Pelagomonadaceae. The record is from the annotation of a GenBank genome assembly.
UUCGCGUUUUUGUCGAUCGUUUAGUUGCGACUUUGCGGCCCUACGCUGCGUGCAGAAGUCCAAACCUGUGAGGCAUAGUCACCGCAGACCGCUCCCAGCAUCGCUGUGCAUCGCUGCGUCUCAGGCUGCACGCUGCAGGCGUAUUGCUGCAACAAGGCGACGUGCAUCGAUGCCCCGCGCCGCAUCGCUCGCGACACUGAUGGCGGGAGUAGUCCUGGGCGACCUCUCGCAGCUCGCGCCGCCAGCAAAGGGCAAGACGCGGCUGUACCUGUGCCGCCACGGCCAGACCGACUGGAACGCCGCGAAGAAAAUACAAGGGUCCGUGGAUCGGGAGUUGAACGAGCUCGGCGAGCGGCAGGCGUUGUUGAUAGGCGAAGCGCUGAAAAGUGUGGACAUAACGCUCGUCGCCGCGAGUCCGUUGUCGAGGGCGUUCCGCACGGCGGACCUCGCGAUGAAUGUUGCGUGUCCUAGCGUGGAGGGCGUGCGCAUCCAUCCUGGUUUAAGGGAGAUGAAUUUCGGUGAAUUGGAGGGCGCCGUGGCCGCCGAGUCAUCGCUCUACGCGGAGGUGAAUGCCGCGUGGGCGAGCGGCGACGUCGAGAGGAAGUGGCCCGCGGGCGAGAGCCCUAGAGAUGUGGAGUUACGAGGACGGCAAGCUUUAGCAGGCUUGGGUUUGCUCGGCCAGAAAGAUGGACCUCUCCAUACGCAUGUGGCCGUCGUGUGCCACGGGCGGUUCAACAAGAUCUUGUUGAGCUCGCUGCUAGGGAGGGGCAUCGACAAGUGCGGCGAGAUCCAGCAGGGCAACUGCUGCAUUAAUGUGGUGGACGUCGACGUCGCCGCGGCGGUCGAUGCGGCACAACCGGCGACGGAGGUCGCCCUGGACUCGCGCGACCAUCUGAACGGGGUCGACGCGGACACGCCGUCAUGACCCCUUACGCGCUCGCCUUCGCCCGAUCGUAGUAUUCUCGUACCGUGACUAGCACGCCAUCGUCGCUUACAAGAAAGAUAAACG